This is a messenger RNA of Penicillium salamii, 912 nucleotides long. Lineage: Eukaryota; Fungi; Ascomycota; Eurotiomycetes; Eurotiales; Aspergillaceae. The record is from the annotation of a GenBank genome assembly.
AUGGCGAUGCCCUCGUCCAAAUUCCUUGAUCUUUCGGGGUCUCGACGCCCUCAAAUCCCGAUCCCUUCAGCGAGGCAGGUCCUUGUUCAAAUGUCCAAGGAGGACCAGCGACGGGAACGCAAUCGAGAGGCACAGCGUAAACAUCGUGAAAAUAUCAAGCAGCAAUUGGGAAAGUAUGAUCGGCUGCGACAAAAUCUUCAAGACCUAGGGAAUGACACCAAUCCCUCAACACCUUUGGCAGACCUACCGUUAGGCCAACAACAAUUUUUCCCGUCGCCAUCAGCCGGUGUAAGCCCUUCUAUGCACUCUCAAUCGAUGUUACCAAGCCUUUUUCCAGAAAUUGAAGUCGAUCAAUCGAUAGACCCACAGUCCACGGAACCUGAUGAUCCUCACUCUCCCCUAUUCCUUCGCUCGGCAGGAUUUGCCAAGGGAGUAUACAGUUCCCCGUCAACAGCGCACGAUGGAAACUCUUCAACAGUGAGCUCCCGAGUCGAGGACCACUAUUCAAUGACCGUCCCUCCUCCAGACAUGUGUUUUACGCUUGACCCGAACAUCCUAUCCCCAUCAUUGGAGUUUGAACCGAACGAUAGAGCAUGCGAUAGGCAGGCUUUCGGCCGAACUUUGUUGCACCAGGCUGUGAUUCUAAAUAGCGAAGAAAUAGUUUCGGUAUUGCUGGCACAUGUUGCAGACGUAAAAGCUCGGGAUAACGACGGACGCACGCCUCUUCACGUGGCUGCCGCUCUGGGUCACGCGAGGGUAGGACGCUUGUUGCUUAUGCAUGGUGCGGCGGUGACGGUGUCCAUGGCGGAUGGACAUGGGCUGACUGCCAUGCACCUUGCAGUUCAAAACGGGCACGCUUCGACGGUCGAGGCGUUGGUCGAAUGCGGUGCUGAUGUCAAUUUGCGAUUUUAG